AUGCUGCGUCUUUCACUUAUCAUCUUGGCCUGCUUUUUCGCCUCAAUCCUCGCCUUCCACGACGUCAAGUUCCGGAAUUGCAAAUCUCUCUUCACCGUCCAUUCCCUCGAAGUUUCUGGUGCUCAAUUGGUCGAAGACAACGGGCACCACAUCACCGUGCUCAAGAAGGGCACCCACCCGAAGAUUCGCAUAAAAUUCACACCGGAUGUUGCCCUGGACAGCUUCACCACGACGGUCAACGCCAAAAUUGACGGCGCCCUGCUGAAGUGGAGCAUGCCGGAGCCGAAUGCUUGCAAGUUUAUGGAUUGCCCGGUAGCCGCUGACACCCAAAACGUCUACGAACAGGCCAUCCACAUCAAAAACGAGUACCCGACCGACAAAACCGUCCAAAUCAAUUGGGUAAUCGACGGGGAUCGCGAAGAUAUCCACCACGACGUUUGCGUCAUCUUCCUCGCAAGAAUUGAGAAG
Molecule: messenger RNA, 468 nt
Organism: Mesorhabditis spiculigera
Lineage: Eukaryota; Metazoa; Nematoda; Chromadorea; Rhabditida; Rhabditidae
Source: the annotation of a GenBank genome assembly